AUGAAAAGCGGCAGCACCAGCAGCAACAAUAACAGUAGCAGCAGCAGCAGCAGCGAAGAAUGUGACCAGGGGCCUGUGGAAGUCUUGCUGUGUGCAUGUAGGUACUUUGCAUUCUCUAGAAGGGAGAUAAGAGCAGGCCAUUGGUCUGCUGCUGCUGCGCUGCUGCUGCCUCUCACCCCGCUGCUUCAGCCGCUGCUGUCCCUUCCGUGGGCCCCGCAGCUUCAAAGCGAAGCAGCAGCCGCAGCAGCCGCAGCAGCAGCAGCCGCAGAUGCGAAGGCACCCUCUUGGACAUGCGUCGCAGCAAGUGCAGCAGUUCAGCAAGAAGUAGUGGAGGUGCUUGACUCGGACAGCGAAGGCAACAGCAGCAGUGGCAGCAGCAGCAACAACUGCAGCCGCAGCAGCAACAGCAACAGCAGUAACACCAACGUGCCUAAAUCGUCUUUGCCGCUGAGGGCUUCCCCAUGGAAAGACUCUUCAUCAAGUGAAGCCGCACCAGCAACACCAGCGACUUUAAGUACAGCAAUAACUGCAGCAGCAGCAGCAGCAGCAGCAGCAUCGCAGCAACGUGCAAAAAGGGGCCCUGUAAGCGACCUUGCAAGCACACCCCCCCGGAAGCUUGCUCGCGCUGCAGACGCGGAGCGACGGCAGCAGCAGGAGCAGCAGCAGCAGCCGCAGCAGGAGCAGCAGCAGCUGCUGCUGCAGAGGGCCUGCCUUACUGAAACACGGCGAACUCCACGAACUCAUCUAGGGGGAGCGAGCUCGCCCUUUGGGGGCUCUGCUGCAGCGCAGCAAAACUGCCGAGCUUCUCCAUUUGCUGCCUCCCCUUUUGCCCGCACCCCAUCGGCAGCGCCGGGAGCAGCAGCAGCAGCAGCAGCAGCGGCAGCAGCAACAGCUGCGGCGCUGUCUCUUGGAAGCCGCAGGACAAACACCCCCAUUUUACACAGACGACUCACAGCAGCAGCAGCGGCUGCAGCAGGUGCUGCUGCUGCUUCUGCUGCUGCCUCUCCGUUUGCAUGUGCCAAAGGCACUCCCCUCAGGGCCACAAACCUCCGCAGCAACACAAGCCAAGGUGCAGCAGCAACAGCAGCAGCAGCAAGCAGUGCCAAGUCUGUAGCGCUGCAUGUACACACGUACGCAGUCCUCAUCAGUUUGCUGCAGACUGCAGCAGUGGGGCUUCAGCAGCUGGAGGUAGCAGCAGCAGCAGCAGAGCAGCUACUUCAGCAGCUGCUGCUUUCCUGCAAAGUUGAAGUUUUAGACUACGUGGUUUUUUGCAUUGCCGCUGCUUACAAGCCCCAUAUACGACAGCAGCAGCAACAGCAGAAGUACAUGCUGCAGCAGCAGCAGCAACAGCAACAGCAGUUUGAUGGAGAUAUGAUGGGCACAGUAGCUCCUCUAGUUCUGGAAAUUAGGGAGAUUAUCCGCAUUUCCAUAAGUGCGAAGCUGCAGCUGCACUUGCGGCAGUUGCAGCAGCAGCAGCAACAACAACAGCACCUUCAGCAGCACAAAUCCGAACGAAGCAAAGAAAGCGACGAAGCAGUCAUUGACUGCGAUGCACCGUUGGACUGCAGCAGCAGCGGCAUCAUCACGAACAGCAGCAGCAGCAACAACAGCGGCGCGAGCUGCAGCAGAAGCAGCAGCAGCAGUAUCUCUUGCAGCCCUUUUGUGGCUGCUAGCUGCGUCUCAGCCACGGCAGCUGCGCAAGGAGCGGCAGCAGGUGCAGCAGCAGCAGCUGCUGAAGCAGCAAAAGUGUGGCCCCUUUGGGGCGGCUCGAAUGAGCUGCUGCUGCGCCUCUCCGGCAGCAAUGCACGCAGCGCAGCGCGCGAGGCUUCUGCUGCAGCUUCUGCAACCAGCUACGAGCAGCAGCUGCAGCAGCAGCAGCAGCAGCAGCUGCAGCAACAGGACGAUGAGUCUAGCUUGUGGCUGUCCCGCCUGCUUUGCCUUGAGUGGCUUGUGCUGCAGCAACACAUGCUAGAAGAGGCCCUGCAGCACACAGCAGCAGCCCCGGCAAAGCACCUGGAUAGGCUGCUGCCAAUUGUGCUGCUGGGUGCAGCUCUGCAGCAGCAGCAACCUCAGCGCCUGUACGCUGCUGCUUCUGCUUUUACUGCUGAUGCCCUCAGUCGGCUACAAGCUCUGUGCAGUAGCAGGUACAGCAACAGCAGCAGCAGCAGCAGCACCGGCAGCAGGACGUCUUCGGCUCCGCUGCACUCGAACAGAGAGCAGCUGCAACAGCAGCAGCAACGGGCGGUGCUGCUGCAGCUGCUGGAAUGGAUUAACACGGAAGCUGCAGCAUCUUUGGGACACUUCAGCUGCUGUUUCUCCCGUGUUGCCGCCUUUGCGUGGCAGCGCGGCGCAGCGCUGCAGCAGCAACAGCAGCAGCAGCAGCAGCAACGUCGUUGUUCCCAACACCUCGCUGAGCUGCGGUCCCCCGUGCAGCUUCAACAGCAGCAGCAGCAGCAACAAAGCGAGCAGCAACAACGGCAGCAGGAGUGCUCGUGUGGUGCAUGCGAGAGCGCGUCUGCUGCUGCAGCACCAGGGGGCUGCACGUGGCAGCGCGCUGUGCUCCUGCUGCUGCUGCAGCAGAUCCAUUGCGCAGGCCAUUGUUCUAUUAACUGGCUGCAGUCAACCGCUGCUCUAGCAGACCGUGUGCUAUCGCUGCUGCCUUCGUCAUCACUGCAGCAGCAGCAGCAGCAGCUGGGCACCGCUGCUGCUGUUGCUGCCUUCCGAUUCCCAUUUAGCAGCUGCAGCAAUGAGCUACCUUCCCCUGCAGCAAACUGCGCUGCGCCACAGCCUGCAGCAGAAGCAGCAGCAAAUUUACUAUCCGAGGCCAAUUUUUCUGGUUUUGCGUUCUUUCAAGAGGCCCUUAGCGGAGAGCAGCUGCUGCAGCAGCAGCAACAGUCGCUGCUGCUGUGGUUGCGCGCGUCAGUUGGCUCCGCGCUCUCUUCGGCCCUCCUUUUCAGCUGGCCAGACAGCAGCAGCAGCAGCAACAGCAACAGCAGCAGCAGCAGCGACAGCAGAAGCGCCGGUGACGGCAGCUUCUCUGAGGCAACUGCUGCGACUGCUGCUGCAGCUUCUACGCCGCCUGACAUUAAGCGCAGCAGCGGUGCGCCUUCCCAAUGCUGCUGCUGCUGCUGCUGCUGCAAGCCUUGGGUUCCCCUUGCCACUUGUGUAGAGGAGGAGCCAAAAGCUCCAGCAGCUGCGGCAGCAACAGCAGCGGCAGCAGCAGCAACAGCAGCAGCAGUCUCGCGUCCGCUGCAGCUGCUGCGGCUGCAGCAACAGCUGAUAACGGAACAGCACCAGCAUGUCUACUGCAGCCUGUGCUGGUGGGCUGCAGCAGCACGCAGAACGUGGCGGGCCAAGAGGGCAGCGCGCGCAGCAUUUUGUGCUUUGCUGCUGGCACUGCAGCAGGAGCAGCAGCAGCGGCAGCAGCUACUGCAGGCGCGUGAGUUUCUCGCGGCAUUUGACCCCGAUGCUGCUGCUUCUGACGCUGCCUCCCCUUUUGCUUCAAAGGCUACCAGCAGCAGCAGGGGAGUGCAGCAGGCUGCUGCUGACGAGCUUCUGCAGUGGCUACUGGGUUGUUGCGCCGCGGUGGCAGCAACAGCAGCAGCAGUACGGAGUGCAGCGACUGCCGCCGCAGCACCAGCAGCAGCAGCAGCAGCAGCAGCAACUGCAGGGCCUGACAUUUCAAGGACUGAAUUCCUUUCCAGUCCGCGGACUUUCUGCCGCUACAUUGGCGCAGCAGCAGCCCCUGGAUCAGCAGCAGCAGCAGCUACACCACCCUCCGCAGCAGCAGAAACAACGGGGCAAGCAGCAGGCGAAGACUUUGCUUCUCCCUUGGCUGGUACAGCACGCGCAGCAGCAGCAGCAGCAGCAGCAGCAUCAAAAGGCCCUGAAGGGCCUGCGCUUUUCCUGCCUCCUUUAGUUGAUUUGCUGCAGCUUGCCGGCGACCUCAGCGCAGCAGCAAUAGCUACUGAAGACUACCUGCUGCAGCUGGACGUCUUGUCACUCUCUGCUGCAGCGUUGCUGCCCUUCUGGCAGGCUGCUGCCUUUGGCUGGCAGCAGCAGCUCUCCCCCCCGCUGCUGCUGCAGCAGCAGCAGCAAGACACCGAGAGCCUGAUUACGGAAUAUGAGGAAUGCCGCAGCGAAGCAGACAACCAAUUUGCUGCUGCAUGCAUUCUUUUGGGGCUAAGCCGCGCCAUUUGUGCUGCUGCUUCUGCUGCUGCUGACGGAGGUGGCAGCAGCAGCAGCGCCUCUGCUGCAGCAACCCUACCUGCUGCUGCUGCUGCUUCGGGGUGGCUUGAGACUGGAGUGCAGCUGCUGAAAAGUUGGGCAAACCUGCAGGUGAGUCGGCUGCUACCCCUUGCAGCAGCUGUCGACGCUGCUACCACUAGCAGCAGCAGCAGCAGCAGCACAGUGAAAGACCUCCGCCGGGCUCUGGAAGCAGCAGAAAAGAAAUAUCUGAGUCACAAGUGCGGAGGCAGCAGCAGUGCGGAUGGCGGCAAAGCCGGAGAUCGAGUUGCUGCUGCUGCUGCUGCUGCCCACGCCGUUGCAGCUACCAGCAGCAGCUAUGAAGGCGGCACUCUGCUGGCUCUUUCUGCUGCCCACUUUAUCAUGAUGCAUGCGCAUGCAGCAGCAGCAGCCAUGGAGGCGGCAGACAGCAACGAAGUCUCGGCCAUUUCAUUACGUUGUGCUGUCGCGGAUGAGUUGCUGCUGCUCCAGUUGUCUGGCCAUCUGCAGCGGAAGCAGCAGCCGCAACAGGGCGUUCCACCUCAGCAGCAGCAGCAGCAGCGCGUUUUUCUUCUGACACUGCAACAAGUCGAAUGCGUGCUGCUUGCAGCAGCGCCUUUGCAGCAGCAGCAGCAGCAACAACAACAAAAGCAAUGUGCAGUGGCGCAAGAGGCGCUGCCGAUCCUGCUGCUGCCGCAGCGGUGGCUGCCUGCAGAAGCCCCUGUGGCGGUGGCUCGCUUCCUGCAGCAGCUGCUGCUCGUGCCGCCGCAGCAACACGAGCAGCAGCUGCAGCAGCAACCGCAGCAGGAGCAGCAAAAGCAGCAGGAUCAGCAGCAGCAACUGCUUUCGGUGCUACGAGAGGCUCCACAACUGCAGCAGCUUUUACAAGACUCAGGUGACAGAGCCUCAGCAGCAGCAGCAAGAAGUGGAGCGGAGGCAGCAUCGACAGCAGCAGCACCACCACCACCACAAAAAGCGGCCCUGCCUGUAUGCAACAGCAGCCCGUUGCGCAUUUGGGGGGCAUCUGCCGCUCUUGGCGAGGCAGCAGCAGCCGCAGCAGCAGCAGCAACAGCAAUGUUGUCUGCAGUUGCUUGCAGCAGCAGAGGGCUCGCCGUUGUGCCACUGUCCCGCAGUCUGCUUCCCCGGCCGCUGAUAUCCAGAGGCUGCAGCAGAAGCAGCAGAAGCAGCAGCAGCAGCAGCAGCCAGUGGCCAGGGCCCCCGGGGGCCUUCAGACUGCAGAAAUCCCUGGAGGCCCCCAGGGGCCUCAGAGUCCCCUUAAGCCCGGGGCCCUUCGUGGCUGGGCACUGGCCAUUUGGGGACAUUUCGUCGUUUGCUGCAUCUACUUUGCUGCUGCAGCAGCAGCAGCAGCGGGCAGCUCUGUGGGCCGCAGCAACCCUGGGACAGAUGGCAGCAGACAGCAGCACCGCCUGCGACUUGCUGCUGGCCACGCUGCAGCAGUGCUGCUGCUCCUCCCACUCUUUGCUGCCAGCGCUGCGCCUCGCAAAUGCCCUUCUCGUGCUGCUGCUGCAGCAGGGAUACCCAGCUUUAGAUGCUGCUGCAGCGCAACUCGAAAUGCAGCAGCAGCAGCAGCAGCACCAACAGCGGCAGCAGCGGCAGCGCCAGCCAGGCUUCUUCAGCUGGGACCAAACGCACUACCUCACAGCCAGGCAGCCCUUGUUGCAGGCAGCAGCAGCAGCAGCAGCACCAGCAGCACCAGCAGCAGCAACAGCAGGAACACCAGCAACACAAAAUACGGCUGGGCAGCAGCAGCGACAGCUACAGCUGUGGUCUCCUUCCCACACUCCUCCUCAGUGCCACUUGCAGCUGCAGCAGCAGCAGCAGCAACACGCGCUGCUGGUAUGUUUGCUGAAGUGCUGCCUUGCCGCGCACGACGCUCUACGCUGCAUUUCUGGCCCUCAUGAUGGGCUGCAGCCGCGGCAGCAGCAGCAGCAGCAGAAGCAAAGAGAGUUCGAGUCUUCAUGGGAUAAGUUGAUCCCCUUAGCAGACAGAGCCGCAUGGCUUUCCUUUCUGGCUACUGCGACUGCAGCUAGCAGCAACAUCUGCAGCAGCGGCUACAAGGAGGCCCAAUGGGAGGACAGCAGCAGCAGCAUGAGCAGCAGCAACAGCAGCGGCAGCAGCAGCACAAGCUGCCAGACCGCCUGCUGCUCCCCGUUGCUGCAAGCUUCACCGAUCUGCAGCAGAGAGCCUUCUGUCCUUUUAGGCAGCGCAGCUGCAGCAGCAGGAGCGGCAGACAAAGCAGCUUCGCCUGCUGCCCCAGCAGCAGAAACGCAUGCAGCAGCAGCAGCAGCAGCAGCAGCAGAUUGCGCAGCAGCAGAUGCAAAGAGCUCCCUCAGGGCUGCGGGCAUUCCAGUGGGGGCUCCCCACUUAGCAGCACUUGCUGACAUCUUGCCUCCUCAAGCAGCUGUUAUGAAGGGUCUUCUGCAGCUGCACGAGCAGCUGAAAAGGGUCCGGCAGCGACUGCAACAGCAGCAGCAGCAGCAGCAACAGCCGCAGCAGCGGCAGCAGCAGGAGCCAGGGUGGGGGGCCUUGGCUGCGGCAAGUGAGCAGACCUUCAUCGGCGUUUGGACUCUGUCCGUGCUUCAGUGCUGCAGCAAUGAGCAGCAGCAGCAGCAGCAGCAGGUGCAGCAGCAGCAUGUGCAGCAGCAGCAGCACACAAAGUGGGUGCGGAUGCUCUGUGGCUUCGCCCUAGAAAGGCUUUGUGGCCCGCAGCCUGCUGGUGGGCUGUGUAAGGUGCUCUUGGCCCUGUGCGAGCUGCUGCGUCUCCAGCAGCAGCAGCAGCGGCAGAAGCAGCAGCAACAGCAGCAGCUGCAGCACCGAGGCCAGCAGACACAGCAGGAGCAACAGCUGAGACGAACAGCUCAGCAGCAGCAGCACCGGCAGCAGCAAAAUGAGAACGCGCAGCCGCAGCCACAGCAACUUGGCAGCCCGCGCCUUGCUGAGGACUGCAGCAGCAGCAAAUUUAUCUCCCCGCACAAACACAGUUCCAGCAGCAGCAGCAGCAAGCGCUGCUGCUGCAGCUGCUGGCACUGCAUGCUUGCUGCCUUAGCGACCUUGCUGCAGUGGGCAGAAGCCGUGACGGACUCAUCUCCUGCUUCUGCGGCUGCUGCAGCAGCUGCGCUGGCUCACUCGGCUGCUGUGCUGCAGCAGCUGUUUUUGAACGCAUGCGCUGGGCUUCUCGCGCAGCAGCAGCACGAGCAGCAGCGGCAGCAGCUGCUGCUGCCAAACGACCCUCCUCCAGCACAGGCUGCUGCGAGCCGUAACGCCUCCAACCUACACAGAGCAGCAGGAAUGCAGCAGCUGCUGCUGCGGCUGCUGGCAGCAGCAACAGCAGCAACAGCAGCAGUGACGGCUGGGGAUGUGUUGCUGCUCCGCCGAGCAGCAAACUGCUGCAUCGACUGCCUUUCUGAGAUUGAGUCUGGGCUGCUUGCUCUAGAGGUUGCAGCAACAGCAGCGGCAAAGCCUGCUGCUGCUGCUGGUGCUGCAGCAGCUGCUGCUGCUGCUUCACCUCGACUUAAUGCGGUUACCCGGCAGCCUGCUAGUGACGGCUGUGGUGCUGCUGCUCUGUUUAACACAAGUCAGCCAAAUGAACUUUUGAGAGUUGUUUGCGGCAAGGUGCUGCUGCUGCUGCUGCCCUUUUGCUGCUGCCCUGCUGCUGCUGUGCGGCAGCAGCAGAGAGCUCUGGAGAGGCAGCUAGGCGCAGUGCCUUGCCGCUCCCCUCUGCUGCUGCUGCAGAUCUCUUCUCGCCUUUUGCUACUACUUGGCCCGCGUCAGCAGCAGCUGGAGGCGCUGCCGCGAGAGCCAGUAGAGGCGCAGCAGCAGCAGCAGCCGCAGCAGGAGCAAGAAGAACAGUGGCCAUGUCUGGGGCAAGGCGGCCUUUGCCUUACGGCCUGGCAGCAGCAGCAGCAAGCUGCUGCUGGCAGCAGCAGCUGCUUCCUUUUAGCAUCAGCUGACCUGGAGUGUCUCUCCACCUGCCGGGCCUUCCCCAAGCCCCUUGUCAGAGCCCUAGCAGCAGCAGCAGCAGCAGCAACAGCAGCAACAGCAGCAAAAGGGACAAAGCUUCCCUGUGCAUCUGCAGCAGCUGCUUCUGAAGAUCAGCUCAACUGCAAAGAUGCUGCACAUGUCUUUUUUUGGGACUGCAACUCAAACAACGCAGCGUUACAUUUGCUGCUUCGCCCACAGCAGCAGCAGCAGCACCAGCAGCAGCAGCAGGAGCAGGAGCGUGCAUCCCCUUUCACCUCUUCUGCUGCAAAUGCACGUGCCUCCUCGCUUUUGUGCAGCAGCAGCUGCAGCAAGCCAUCCCUGCUGCAGCUGCUGCGGCAGCAGCAGUGGCUGCAGUGGUGCAUAGCUGUGGCCUCAGGGAGGGCAGCACAGCUCUCCAGCUCGCUGCCGCAGCAGCAGCAGCCGCAUCAGCAGCAGCGGCAGCAAAUUCGCCAGCAGCAGAGGCAACAGCCGCACCAAGAAGAGCUGCAGCAGGAGCAGCAAGAAACAGGAAUGGUUAAUGCUGCAGCUGCCGCCGUAGUUGCUGCUGUUGACUGCGCUGAUAACGGAAGAGCAGCGCGAGAUACAGCAGCAGCAGAAGCAGCAGCAGCAGCAGCAGCGCCGUCUCAACAGCAACAGCAAGAUCGACUUGCUUUCUUACAGAAUUGGUGGGAAGAGCGGUGGCUACUAGAGAAACGCAGCGAGGAGUGGCAGCAGCAGCUUCUGCUGCUGCUGGGGCCCUCUGUUCUGCUGCUGCAGGGCUGGCCCCUGCUGCCGCUGCAGGACGUCCGCCAUCUACCAACCAGCGUUGCUGCAGCAGCAGCAGAGGAGCAGCGGAUGCCGACAGCAGCAGCAGCAGCGGCAGCGACUGCUGCUGCUGCUGCCAAUGUGGAACUGAAGCAUCGAGCCGCAGCAGCAGCAACAGUUCAAGAUGCUGCGCUGCUGCAGAGGCUCGAAGCUCCUGUUUCGCUCAUUCUUCGCUGGCUAAAAGGGUGGUCCGGCGAAGCCUCCACGAGGCAGCAGCAGCAGCAGCAGCAGCAGCAGCACGAGCCGAUCCCUGACUGGUUAGUCUGCACAUGCGGCGACUUGAACGGAGGAACAGCAGCAAGCAGCAGCCCGCCGUGCCCAGCAGCCAAGCAGCAGCAGCAGCAGCAGAAACCCCUUCUGCGGCCCCUAAGAGAGUGGGCUGCCCACCCUGCUGCUGCUGCUGCUGCUGCUGUGCUGCCAGCCCUGGCUGCAGCUUGCUGCAGCUUGUGCUGCACAGCAACACUCUCCAUACAAGCACACGAAGAUGAGCGCUUGUGGGCCUUCGCCAUUCUGCAGCACCACAGGGCGGUAUCCAGAGACUUCCACUCACACCUGCUGCAGCAGCAGCAGCAGCAACAACUGCAGCAACAACAGCAGCAGCAGCAGCAGCAACAACAACAGCUUGCCUUUGAGUUAUACGGGGAGGAAGACAUCGAGCAAGCGCUGCAGCGCAAACUCCCGCCUCAUCCGCACGCCCAGCCUGGUAGGGAAAGUGAAGCAGCGGCAGCAGCAACACCAGCAGCAGCAACAGCAGCAGCAGCAGUUACUGCUGCUGCUGCUGCUUCUGCAGGCGCACAGGCGGCUCACACUUCUUCAAAAUCAUUGAGAAGAGCAGCCGCAGCAGCAGCAGCAGCGCGACUCGGCACGCCAAGUCGACAAGGAUCCACCAACACGACAGCAUUAACGGCAGCAGCAGCAGCAGCAAGAGCAGCAAGUGCUGCUGCCUUGACGCCGAAAAGCAGCAAAUCACAAAGCACUAUUUGUGCUGCUGCUGCAGUGGCAGCUGGUUGCCUCAUGGGCAGCAGUCCGUUCUCUGCCGCCGCGGCCGCAGCAGCAGCAGCAAGAUCAGGGCGAAGGCGCCCCCGUGCACAGCAGCACCAGCAACACCAACGACAGCAGCAGCAGCAAGAGCAGCAACAGCAGCAGCAGCAGCAGCGUGGACCUACGGCUGAUGAACAGGAAUUGACAAUGAGGUUCAGAGAAGAAAUGCUGCAAAUAGAAGGCGGCUGCCUGUGUCUUUCCCUGGAGGCUUUGGGGCUGCUGCUGCUGCGUAUUCUUUCCCCCGUGCUGCAGCCAGCAGCAGCAGCAGCAGCUGCUGCUGCGCUGUUGCAGCCAUCCUACCUUAGUGUGCCACUUCACCAGCAGCAGAAUACGAUAGCCUUGCUGCGGCAGCUGGCCGCCAGCUUCCUCUGCUGCGUUGUCUUGAGGCUGCAGGCU
Eimeria tenella is the source of this 10467-nucleotide messenger RNA. RefSeq lists its product as uncharacterized. The transcript is spliced from 2 exons. Gene Ontology annotation, molecular function: transcription coregulator activity. Gene Ontology annotation, biological process: regulation of transcription by RNA polymerase II. Gene Ontology annotation, cellular component: nucleus; SWI/SNF complex. NCBI's taxonomy places the organism in Eukaryota, Apicomplexa, Conoidasida, Eucoccidiorida, Eimeriidae. The annotation marks the transcript as partial. The record is from RefSeq and is a predicted model, not a curated record.